AUGUCCGAAAAUCAUUUGUCAUUCAACUUCCGUUCAAACUUCAGUGCAUAUGAAGAGCAGUUGUGUUCCCCAGUGACAAGAGUUGUCUUACUAAAGACACAUAAGACAGGCGGCUCGACGAUUGCAUCCAUUCUAGGACGGUAUGCCUACACACACAACCUCAAGUUGCCCAGAUUCAGGUCUAUUAAAGAAGAUCGCCCAUUUUAUCGACAGAUGCUGGAAGGACAGCCAAAUCUAAAGAUGUUUGUUAGUCAUACACUUUACAAUAGACCUGAAAUGGAUUUCGUAUUCGGAGACGCAAAGUACGUGACCAUAAUACGAGAACCGACUGCACAAUUUGAGUCGGCAUUUUUCUAUUUCAAAAUGCCACAAGCGCUGCAUCUUGAACAAUUUGAAAAUCCGAUUGAAGAAUUUAUGCAGAGUCCGGAGAAGUACAAGAACACAAAAAGAUUUAGGCAUCACGAGAAAUCAUUAAACGGUCAAUUUCGUUAUCUCGGAUUACCGGAAUCAAAAUUUACAGAUGAAUGGUUUAUUCGUUAUAAAUUAAAACAACUUGAAUUUGAAAUUGAUUUAGUGAUGAUAAAUGAAUACUUUGAUGAAUCUUUGAUUCUACUAAAGAAAACACUAUGCUGGCAGUUUGAUGAUAUCUUGUAUUUAUCGAAGAAAGUCAGAUCGACGUCUAAUCGAACAUUAUUAACCUCAACACUCAAAGAAAAAAUUCGAUCUUGGAAUAGUGCAGACGUCCUGUUGUAUGAACAUUUCAACCGAACAUUUUGGCGCCGAAUUUCUGAAUACGGGAAUACAUUUUUUGACGACCUGAACAUAUUCAGGAAGAUGAAAGUAGCUUCAAAUGAAAAGUGUGUGGGCAGUUUCUUUAACAGAUCAAUUAACGAUGGUCCCGAUGUAAAACUCGUAAAGGUGAAAGAGAACUUAUCAGAAAAAGAUAAACAAACUUGCAUAGAUCUUAAUAAAGAUGCUAAUGAUUUUAUGAGGAUUUUGGGUUAAAAAAAUUGUCGAAAUUUUAUAAGCCUAUGUGAUAUUUUCUUCGUUGUUGUGGUUUUAAUACACAAAUCCGUUACCGAGGGUUCCUUUUCUACAAGUUGGAAAAAAUUGAGUUGCGAGUUGGAAGUAUGCGAGUUGGAAAAUGCGAAUUGUUAGUUGGAAAUGCGAGAUGCGAGUUAGAAAAUGUUAUGGACUUAUUGGCCAAGCUAAUGAAAUGUAAGGUAUUAAAAUUAUUUGGAAAAGAGACCAUUCUAAACAGUCAAAGUAUACAAUGUCCAAAUAUAUAAUAAAUAUAUACUGUAAAUUAUUAUUUUAGUAGGCCAACUCUAUAUCAGCGUAUGGAAUAAAUAAAUUCUCAGAAGUAGAAGAGGUGUGGUUGAGAUGCAUCAUCCACAAUUAAUUAGAUAAAUAAAUAUGUUGCAACUUUCAAUUUA
This is a messenger RNA of Anneissia japonica, 1436 nucleotides long. RefSeq names its product galactose-3-O-sulfotransferase 2-like. The record is from RefSeq and is a predicted model, not a curated record. Bases 1 to 1005 code for a protein of 334 amino acids. Gene Ontology annotation, biological process: glycolipid biosynthetic process. Gene Ontology annotation, cellular component: membrane. Lineage: Eukaryota; Metazoa; Echinodermata; Crinoidea; Comatulida; Comatulidae. The transcript has 2 exons. Gene Ontology annotation, molecular function: galactosylceramide sulfotransferase activity.